This is a messenger RNA of Drosophila grimshawi, 1086 nucleotides long. RefSeq names its product putative gustatory receptor 59f (gene Gr59f). The record is from RefSeq and is a predicted model, not a curated record. NCBI's taxonomy places the organism in Eukaryota, Metazoa, Arthropoda, Insecta, Diptera, Drosophilidae. Gene Ontology annotation, cellular component: neuronal cell body; membrane; dendrite. The coding region runs from base 1 to 1068 and encodes 355 amino acids. Gene Ontology annotation, biological process: sensory perception of taste. The transcript is spliced from 5 exons.
AUGUUGAAGCUGAAGUUGAAGGAGGUGUCACGCAAGAAUCGUCAGGUGGCUGCCUGGUGGCAGCCAGAAAACGCAGUAGCACUUCAGUGGCAUCGGAAGAGUAAUUGGGAUCUAACACAACAGCUACACAAAUCAAAUGCGGAGCAACUGCGUCAGGAGUUGCACAUUCUUCUUGUCACAUGUGUGCUAGCAGGCAGUGCUCCAUUUGGGAGCUUGAGCUGGAAGCACAAGAUUGAAGAGGUAUUCGACACAAUUGGACAGUUUGAUUUGGCCAGUGGGUAUAUUGUGGAACGCUGGCACAUUAGACGAUUUGUAUGCUAUCAACUUAUGUUUGUGCUGAUCUUUACUGGCUGCAGCGUGCCCAUCACUUUCUUGUCGAGUAAUGGUAGUUUUUUGAGGUUUCUGACAAAUACAAGCAGUUAUGUGCUGCCCAACAUCUUGAGUGGCAUAUCCUUUGUGCUCUACUAUACUCUUUUGCAAGGUAUUUAUCUACGUCUGCAUUGCUUGGUUGAAUCCUUAGAAGUGGAGGUUAAGAGAGGUCCUUUGAUUAGACGUGCUGCAAUUCAGCAAUUGCGUUGGCAACACAUACGUCUCCUACACUUUACCAAAGUGGUUAAUCAAACUUUUGAGGUUUCUGUGUUAUUGAUCUACGUAAGCUCUUUGAUCAAUUUCAACACAAACCUUUUUCUAAUCUACAAGACCAUUGAAAACCCUGAUGGGGCGACUGGAAUAUGGUUCUCGUAUACGAGCUUAUGGCUAUUACUGCAGAUUGGCAAGAUGUUCUAUAUUCUGUACUUCAACCACAACGUGCAGCAGGAGCACACAAGCUGCCUAGCGUUGCUGAUGAAGGUGCGCACAGAUAGCGACGAAUUGCUGGAAACUAUCCACCAUUUCAUACUGCAGCUGCAAACAAAUGUGCGGGCGCAUGUUGCAUGUGGCCUUUUCGAGAUGGAUUAUAAGCUAAUACCAGCGCUGCUGAUGACCACCGCCAGCUUGUUUAUAUUUCUACUGCAAUAUGACAUAACGUUCAAGGCACUACACAGUGCAGCCAACGGUACAGCUAUUUAAAAUACGCGCGCUAAGUAU